AUCAAUGCACUCUGUGGUAGAUACCUACUUUGACUGCGAAUAAUAAUUUAAUAAGGAUAAAGGAAUUAUUUUUGAACACACACAGCACCGAAUAGAUAAUUUUACUACCCCAUUGUGCUUAUAAAAUGAUAUUGUGCUCAAAAAAAAAUAUUAUAAAGCUGCGACGGUUGGAAUGUCUUCUUCUAGUAAUAUUUCUCAAUCAGCGUAUUCCCCGUCAGAACCUGAAACUCCACAAGUUAGUUCCAACCGAAAUCUGUAUCGAAUACGAUUGAAUUAACUAGUGCUGAUCACAAAGAAAAUAUGUUUAGCACUACAUACUAUUCACUACUGCUACUAGUUACUACUACGUUACGAUUCUAAAAAUCAUUCCCUAAGGAACUCACAAAUACAGAGUAGAAUUCUUAAUUUUGAUCAAUCACUAAACCACAGUGAUCUUGGCCACAGCUUUGAGCAGUCAUUAAAAAAUGCUCACAAGGAGUUGCACCAAAAACGUAUACAAGCACUACGAAAAGAACUUGACUAUUUAAAAGCUACAGAAUGGAAGUUCGAGUAUGACAAAGGCUUUGUACAAUAGCUUUUUAAGUUUGACUAUUUUUAUCAGUACAUUGGCAAAUAACUAAGAGAUGUUCUCAUACAUUACUUCAUUUAUUAAUUACUUAUUGGGCAAGGAGCAUUAUGAAGAAAGUGAUGAAGAGAAAGAAAAAUUCUUAGCAGAGCAGCUGUUCGCUCUCGAGCUAAAAGCUGAACAAGAAACAAUAGCCCCAGCAUCAGCAUCAGAUGCAGAAAUACCUAGUAAUGCAGAAUGUUUCCAAAAAACAGGUGUUAUAACUUACUACAGUGAUAACUAUGUGCUUAUUGAUGGCAUGUUUUACUAUGAUUUGUCUGGAUGUACUGUAGAAGUGAAUGUUAAUGACAAAGUACUGUAUUUAGGUUAUAAAGAUGCUAACAACGCUAUUGUAGUUGUAAGAAUUUUACAAAAUGAAGGUCUGUUUUGGGGUGAUGAUGACACUGAAAGUGAAGAAAAGAUUUUUAAUGUAAUAGAACAUGUUUUAGUUGGCCAAGUUGAAUAUAGGCAAGAUCGGUUAGUGUUUAUCAAAGAGAGUGAUUUGAAAUUCAACUUAGAUGGAGUAACAGGUACUUUUGUUCCUAUAAAAGGGGAUUGGAUUGAAAUGAAAUGCUCUGUACAACAAGAUGUUAAUAAGCCUUCUGAUAUGUCUACAAAUCAGGUAUUGAAGGUGAUAUGUUUUAAUCCAAUAAGAACUAAAGUCAAGAAAGCAGUUGUUACCUACUGGUCUGGGACAGAUGGUGUUUGUGACAGGCAAAUUUAUUUCAAUAACGCUGUUAUAGCGAAUGGCAGUCAACCUACUGUUGGAUCAAAGGUACUAGUUGAGGCAGUUGAAAGUACUCAAGACAGAUGCAAUUGGAGAGCAUUAAAAUUAAUAGUUAUUGAAGGUCGAUCACCUAAAUCAUCACAGACUGAGUUACCAACUGAAGAACAAACAAGUUUAAAGAUAGAAAACGAAAAACAAUUAGAAAUGACUUACCCUUUAAAAUUUGAAAAAGUCAAUUUUCAAUGCACAGAAAAGAUUUUGUUAAAUAUUAGUAACAGAAGUAAUCAGAUUUACAUUUUGUAUAAAUGGAUUGUGCUUAGUAGUAAAAGAGACUCACAGAUAAACAUUAAACCUUUUGUGAAUCAAGAAAUAAGCAUAAACCCAGGGCAAACAAUUUCUUUCACAAUUACAUGCCACCCAAAAUUCUUAGGAAAUACAAAAGAAUCUUUUGUAGUUCUGUUUAAAGGGUUUCAAUUGAAAAGGUUAAUUGAAAUAAAUGUAGUUGACACUUCAAAUACUAUGAAUGAUGUCAUUCAUAGUUAUAGUCCAAACCACACUUCCAAAAAUAUUGAAAUUAUGAAGGAAGUAAGAAAAAAUGUCAAGAAUUAUAUUCCAGGAGAAAGAAUUAGUAAAAUGCCUAAUUUCGUUGCAGUAAAGAUAGGUCAAUUUCCUGUUCCAGAUAAGAUUUGGUCCGUUAUUGUUGGGGAUUCGGUGGAAACGUUUUGUACUAACUUUGAAAAAAUGUUAUCGAACUUUGAAAGUAAAUUUCCAUGCUUGGCACAAGAAUUAAAUAUUGCCAAUUACAUUGAUAGAUGGCAUACACUUCUAUAUAUCCAUGAGGCUGAUGAAAACAUAAACAUGAGGGCUUAUGAUAAAAGUAAAGUUUACUUGAACCACUGUGAUGAGUACCUAAGUCUUGAAAUACCUGGACUAGCCGAAAAAAGACCAUCCCUGAUUAUAGGUGAUAAAGUUCUAGUUACAGAUACAUGGAGCUCUGAUUCUCCACCGUUUGAGGGCUACAUUCAUGCUGUCCGUGGGAAUUUUAUUCUAAUGAAAUUUAACUCCCUAUUUCAUGAAUCUUAUGGUGGUAGUGAUGUUUCAAUACAAUUCCAUACAAGUCGAAGCAAUUACAAAAGAAUGCAUCAUUCCAUCAAUUUGGCAUUAUCUUGUUUGGGACCAGAAAUUUUAUUUCCAUCUCAUCUUAUUAUAAAACCACAACAGAUUCCGGAUGAAAAUUUGAAUAAAAUUGAGUGGUAUAAUGAAAGUUUAAAUAAAAUCCAAAAAAAUGCUGUUAUUAGUAUACUAAAAGGUGAAUGUCGGCCGAUGCCAUAUAUUGUUUUUGGCCCACCAGGUACUGGAAAGACUGUAACAGUUAUAGAGACUAUUUUACAGAUAUUGAGAUGUGUUCCUGAAAGUAGAAUUUUGGUUGCUACUCCGUCUAAUAGUGCCUCUAAUUUGAUAACCGAGAGACUUAUACAAUACAAAGAGAAAUUUACAGGUUCUGUCAUGAGGCUCAUUGCAUUUCAUUUAGUAGAUUCUGAUAGUAUACCAGAUAUUAUAAAACCAUAUUGUGCCACUCUUGAUAUUGCGGUAGAAAAUACAUCAAAGAGUAAGCAUUAUGUUAAAGAUAAAAUAAAUAUAAACUGCUCAAAAUCCUUUAUAGGGAGACACCGCGUGACGAUAGGUACGUGUAAUGGUCUUGGAAUUUUAAAAUAUAUAAACUUGCCUCAAGGUCAUUUUACGCAUGUAAUAGUAGACGAAGCAGGACAAGCAACAGAACCUGAAAUAAUGGUACCGCUGACCUUUACAGACAAGGACUAUGGGCAAAUUAUUCUGGCUGGUGAUCCAAUGCAGCUGGGUCCAGUCGUUUUAUCUAAGUAUUGCAAAGAAUUUGGUAUGGAUGAAUCAUUUUUGUUAAGAGUUCUUGAUAGAUUUCCUUAUCUCAAAGAUUACGAUGCGAAUUUAGAUGGCUUUGACAAAAGACUUGUUACCAAACUAAAUGAUAAUUAUAGGUCAUUGAAAGAAGUUUUAACAUUGCCCAGUGAAAUGUUUUAUGAUGGCACACUUGUUGCUAAAAUAGACAAAAGUUUUAAAUGGACUAGUAAAUUGAUUAAUGCAACUGCUGAAAUUUUUGAUUCACAAAGUUAUGACGGAGGCAUUUUUGUAUUUGGUAUUAAGGGUCUUAAUAUGAGAAGUGAAGAAAGCCCUUCUUGGUACAAUCCGCAAGAGGCUUCAAUGGUCGCUCUCACCGCAUGUAAACUUUACAAAAGAAAAGUGACAGCCGAUGAAAUAGGCAUUAUCACUCCAUACGUAGCACAGACAAAAUAUUUACGCGUUCUGUUUGAUUCUAUGGGUUUGCCUCAACCGAAAAUAGGAACAGUUGAAGAUUUUCAAGGACAAGAAAGGGCUAUUAUACUUAUUUCAACUGUAAGAUCUAGCGAGUCAAUAAUACAAGAAGAUAUGAAGCGUUACCUGGGAUUUUUAAACUGUCCAAAACGUUUAAAUGUCGCACUAACAAGAGCGCAUAUUUCAUCAAUAAUUUACUGCAAUCCACAUUUAUUGAGUACAGAUCCUUUGUGGCAUAGAGUCAUAACCCAUGCAGUUGCAAAUGAUAAGUAUAUGGGCUGUGACCUACCUAGUGUUUAUGAUAAUAUAAUUAAGUUUUAACAGUAAUUCCCUAUGUCUAAGAAUAAAAGUUUUUAAUCUGUA
Pararge aegeria (speckled wood butterfly) is the source of this 4040-nucleotide messenger RNA. RefSeq names its product probable RNA helicase armi. The record is from RefSeq and is a predicted model, not a curated record. Gene Ontology annotation, molecular function: helicase activity. Lineage: Eukaryota; Metazoa; Arthropoda; Insecta; Lepidoptera; Nymphalidae. Bases 624 to 3998 code for a protein of 1124 amino acids. The transcript has 6 exons.